Planococcus citri (citrus mealybug) is the source of this 1745-nucleotide messenger RNA. RefSeq names its product alpha-1,2-glucosyltransferase Alg10 (gene Alg10). The coding region runs from base 182 to 1582 and encodes 466 amino acids. Lineage: Eukaryota; Metazoa; Arthropoda; Insecta; Hemiptera; Pseudococcidae. Gene Ontology annotation, cellular component: endoplasmic reticulum. The record is from RefSeq and is a predicted model, not a curated record. The transcript is spliced from 5 exons. Gene Ontology annotation, molecular function: dolichyl pyrophosphate Glc2Man9GlcNAc2 alpha-1,2-glucosyltransferase activity. Gene Ontology annotation, biological process: dolichol-linked oligosaccharide biosynthetic process; protein N-linked glycosylation.
UGAUUUUGUUGAUAUGCUGUUAUCAUUUUCGAAUUUGAAAUGGAAAACGAAAAAGAAAAUCAGGAAAUUCAGUUUUUCUUCUCUAUGUGCUGUUCGUAAUCCUCUCUCUCAGUUUUACUUUCGUUUCCAAGUUGAUAUGAUGUAAUUGAACUAAAGAAAAUGUAGCUGGAAGCAAUUAAUCAUGAAUCUUUUCAACACAAAAUUCGAUACUUUGCUGAUAUUCUACUCGAUUCCAGCCAUCUACUGUGCUAUAGGAUGUUUGAUUUUCUACAUUAUAUCCAUCACCGAACCAUCUCCCUACAUCGAUGAGAUCUUUCACGUUGGACAAUGCCAGCAAUACUGUCGUGGAAAUUUCUUCGUAUACGAUCCAAAACUCACAACCCCUCCUGGAUUAUAUGUGCUGACUCUACUGGCAUUGGCUCCUAUUUUGAAGAUUUUUGAUCUGGAAUGCUCUGUUAAUACGUUGAGAUCUGUUAAUGUAGCUGCUUCGUUAUUACUAUUCGUGUUGAUUUAUCGUAUAUUGAAAGUUCAGAUAUAUCACUACUCGAAUUUCAAGAAGUUAUGGGUUGCUUUGAACUUAUGCACGCUUCCAGUGCUGUAUUUUUAUUCGUUUUUCUAUUACACCGAUGUGGUGUCUGCGGUUCUGGUUUUGUUGACGUUUCACUUGUAUAAUAUCGACUACAGUCAUUCUGCUGGAUUUGUUGGUCUUUUGUCAGUCACCAUUCGUCAGACGAAUCUGGUUUGGUUCUUUUGCUUCGCAUCGAUCAAAUGUUGUAAAAAUAUUGAAAAUGAAAUGUACAAAGCUGAUAAAUCGAUCACUGAAGCUAGUCGAAGAAAAUUAUCAUACGUUUGGGUAAUUGUUAAAGAAUGCUGGAAUCUAAUUCAGAGACGUUCAGUAUACUAUUUCAUUCAACUAGUACUAAAAGAGACGUACUUCUUCAUCAUAGCAGUGUUAAGUUUCACGUUACUAAUCCUUCGAAAUGGCAGUUUAGUCCUCGGUGAUAAAUCUAAUCAUACUACAGUCAUCCAUAUCCUUCAAUUAUUGUAUUUCGCCCUAUUCACAGCAGCUUUCUCCUUCCCCUUAUGUAUAUCUCCCGCAUUCAAGUUAUUGAAAAGUUAUCGCAGAUACUACAAGUUGAUCAUUUUAGCCUCUAUAUUCCUAGGCGUUAUUGUAGCUGUCAAUACAAUGGCUCAUAUAUUCCUAUUAUCGGACAAUCGUCACUAUACUUUUUACAUCUGGAAACGAGUAUUCGAAAAGCCUCUGGGAAGAUAUCUCGUUAUACCUUUGUAUAUCGUAUCACUUUACUGUAUCGCUGAUAAUACUAGUCAUAUGGACGCGUACACCAAAUUAGGCUACAUUAUUGCCACCGUUAUAGUAUUAGUUCCUCAGAAACUGCUAGAAUUUAGGUAUUUUAUUGUUCCUUAUUUGUUGUACAGGAUUGAAACCUAUCAUCGUGCUAAAUGGUGGCAUUUAUUGUUGGAAAUUGUCUUUAACUCUAUAAUUAAUAUUUUAACGUUCGCGUUUUUCGUACAAUUACCAUUCCAGUGGCCUGACGGUACUUUGCAGCGGUUUUCAUGGUGAAUUCAGCAAAUUGAAGAUGGCAAAGUAUCUUAAUUUUUGUAUAUUUUGGUGUUGAUUUUUUUUAAACGUUUAAGUAAUUAUUAUUAAAUAAGAAUCAUCGUUGAUUAAUUCGCUUAGAAGUAUGUCAAUUUUUUGUAAUAUGAAAAUAAAAUGUUGUUGUGUA